This is a messenger RNA of Rubroshorea leprosula, 765 nucleotides long. Lineage: Eukaryota; Viridiplantae; Streptophyta; Magnoliopsida; Malvales; Dipterocarpaceae. The record is from the annotation of a GenBank genome assembly.
AUUUUUUGUUCAACGUCAUCCCUAAUGGGAUGCCAUCCACACUUUCGUUAAUUUUGACCCGUUAAUUAUUAAUGGUCAAAUAUUCAACUUAUUGUUUAUUAAUUUUUUUAGACAAGCGGGACCAUUUUUUUUUUUAACUCUUUCUUUUAUUUCCUUUUCUUUCUUCCUCACGGUCAUUUUCCCUAAACCACAGAACGAAGCCCUUGCCCUACCCUUCUUCACCGUCUUCACCACCAGUUCACCAGCUCACCAAUUCACCCAUCCAAUUGUUCCUCUUCUUCACUCUUCUUCACCAACCUUCGGUCUUUCUUUCUUUCUUCACCAUCUUCACCAAAAAACCUAUGCCUAAAAUUGCCCAAAAUCGCCUGAAAUUGUUGAAAAUCAUCUUGAUUUUCUUCACUCAAAUCACGCACCAUCUUCACUAGUUCACCCAAUCGGUUGCUCCUUGUCUCCACCCUUCUUCUCUAUAUGUUCUAGCUUUCUUUCUUUCUUCGCCAUUUUCACCGAAACCCACAAAAUCCUACACCCAAAAUCACCCAAAAUUGCCCAAAAAUGCCAAACCCAAAAUUGCCCAAAGUUGCCAAAAAUCAUCUUGCUUUUUCUUCCCUCAGUCAUGGAAUCACCCAAACCCAAAAUGUGUUGGAGCAAUUGCUAAGGAUGAUGACGCUUGAGCUGAAUUUUGGAUUACAUGUUACUGGAUAAGGAGCAAACACUGAUGAAUGAGCUCCUGUAAUUGAAUUUGGACGAGCUCUUGUAAUUGAAAAG